AAUCCAAAAAAAAUCCGACUUGUGCGGCAUGCCCGCAACGCGUGAAAACGUGACCGAUGGGAGUGAUUUCAAGUUGUCGUAUUUUGAAUUGCUUAGCAAACACCAUUCUAAAGACAACACCUGUUUGCAUUUUAACACCUCUCUAUGUGUCAAAGAGAUUGUGGAGUUUGCAGCCAAAUCCAACAGCGGAACGUCGUGCUGACACAGAGGAAAGCGCUUUGAGCUGGAGAGAGACGGAACAUCGCUAUGCUGUGAAAGAUUUCGAGCAUUUGGCAACGGACAAAGUAAAAAAGGAACGCAUUCGCCUUCUCCUUCGUCAGCACAAGUUACUACUUCGUCAUAAAAAGCCAGCUCCUGUUAACUUGUCGACAGAAGACGUCCUCAGCCUUCUCGACCAGCCGUCUCUUAAGAAACGUUACCGCCUCUUCCGGUACCUGUUCUACAAAGAAGAAAAGAAACGGAAACAAAUUAGAAAAGCAGAAGACGAAAGUGGUCCCGCCUUCGCAAAUGCUCCUAUUGAUCCCGAGGAAUCCAUUAGAAGACUUCACAGGGUACCCUACACGGCAGACGCAUGCGAUAAGUAUGGUCUGUUCAACAAUACAAUUUUAAUUCGGAUCACUGAUAUGCGUAUGCGCAUCUACUAUGAAUCUCUACAAAUCCCUGUAAUACAGUUUGGCCAAAAGUUGGUCUUUGACCUCGACUAUGACCACCACAUGACACUCCGUGAGAGCAAUAAGGCGGCGGUGGACCUUAAAGCAGCAUAUGGUUUGAACCGUCGAAGCAGAGACCCCUUCCACCUUUAUUUUUGUAAUGCAAAUCCUUCGAAUUCUACAAUACAAAUCAUGAACGAGACUCUGUUUGACAUUCGCAAACACGCAGUACUGACAGAGGUCACAGAGAAAAGUUAUUUAGAUCUCUUUCCAAGGAAGAAUCUAGUGUAUUUGUCACCAGACGGUGACGAAACUUUGGACAUGUUUGACCAUGAUGCUGUCUACAUUAUUGGUGCGUUCGUUGAUAAGGGAACCAAGGAAGGUGUCACAUGUGCCAAGGCCAGAAAAGAAGGAAUUCGAACAGUGAGGUUUCCUCAUACUUUCACUUUGCCAUGGGAGGCAGAGAAGACAAGACCACUUCAUAUGCCUGACGUGUUAAAAGUUUUAUUGCAGUUGAAAUGCACGGGGGACUGGACAUCUGCACUUCACCACGUGUCAAAGCAUCUCAUUAUUGGCAAGGAAUGACAAGUUUUACUAAAUGUUUGUGUUCACAGUGAUAUUGCAAUAAACUACUGCAGCAUGUUU
Ornithodoros turicata is the source of this 1295-nucleotide messenger RNA. RefSeq names its product tRNA methyltransferase 10 homolog C-like. The record is from RefSeq and is a predicted model, not a curated record. Gene Ontology annotation, cellular component: nucleus; nucleoplasm; mitochondrion. Lineage: Eukaryota; Metazoa; Arthropoda; Arachnida; Ixodida; Argasidae. The coding region runs from base 57 to 1235 and encodes 392 amino acids. Gene Ontology annotation, biological process: mitochondrial tRNA 5'-end processing; positive regulation of mitochondrial translation. The transcript has a single exon. Gene Ontology annotation, molecular function: tRNA binding.